Ostrinia furnacalis (Asian corn borer) is the source of this 4919-nucleotide messenger RNA. It is a transcript of the gene Ack, whose product is annotated as activated Cdc42 kinase. Lineage: Eukaryota; Metazoa; Arthropoda; Insecta; Lepidoptera; Crambidae. Gene Ontology annotation, molecular function: ATP binding; protein tyrosine kinase activity; protein binding. The transcript is spliced from 10 exons. Gene Ontology annotation, biological process: protein phosphorylation. The coding region runs from base 277 to 3066 and encodes 929 amino acids. The record is from RefSeq and is a predicted model, not a curated record.
CAGUGUAAGUAAGUAAUUCUUGGGAAAUGCAUCCGUUUGUUUUUUGUGAAUUUCAUUUAAAUACGAUGUUGUUUAGCUGAUAAAAGUUUGUUUUGCUAGCUUAAUAAUUAAAGGUUAAUUGUUUGGUGGAAGUGUAUUCGAUUAGUUUGUCAUAAGAGAUCGUGGUUGUUUUAAAAAAGGUGCUCCCAUCCUCCGCAGUCGUAAGUCGUAACUCAUAACUUCCUGCUUGAGAUGCUACCUUUUCUAUCUUUUCUACACGUGAAUUAACAUAAUAGGAUGGAGUCAGGCACGGACUGGCUUUGUGAAAUUCUCCAACAUGUCCAACUGGAACAGUUUUAUUUACCAAUCAGAGAUCAGUUGCAGAUCACAAGAUUAGCUCACUUUGACUAUGUGCAUGCAGAAGAUUUGGAGAAAAUUGGCAUUAGCAAGCCAGGAGUACGUAGAUUGCUAGAUGCUGUGAGAAAGAAAAAGCUGCAACUCUGGAAUCGCAAAUUUUGGAACAAACUGUUUGGUUCGUCCUCAAGUUCGAUAUCUAGAGAAAAGACCGAUUUAGCUUUGAAACCUGCUGCUGAAGAGGAGACAAGGACAACAUGCAUAAUUUUAGAAAAAGAUAUAAUAUUGCAUAAUGAACUAGGCAAUGGGUCAUUUGGAGUAGUAAAAAGAGGUGAAUGGAAGGUUUCAAGCCAAGGGGCUCAACCUGUACCUGUAGCAGUAAAAGUAUUGAAAGCAGAUGCAUUCUCACAGCCCGGCAUUUAUGAUGAUUUUCGGCGAGAAGUUGAGGCUAUGCAUAGUUUGAAGCACCCGAAUUUGAUCAAACUUCAUGGGGUAGUGUUUCAUCCUCUGAUGAUGGUGUGUGAGCUUGCUCCUAUGGGAGCUUUAUUGGACUAUCUAAGAGCUCAAAAUGGCAAAGUGUCAUUGAACUUCAUAUCAAAAUGGGCAGCCCAGGUGGCAGCUGGUAUGGCACACCUGGAAAAAAAUAGAUUCCUUCACAGAGAUCUGGCCUGCAGAAAUAUAUUGCUCUCUACUUUAGAACUGGUAAAAAUCGGCGACUUCGGUCUUAUGCGUGCGUUACCUGACGCUGACGAUUGCUACGUGAUGAACGAACGGCGACGCGUUCCGUUCCCGUGGUGUGCGCCUGAGUCGCUGCGCACGCGACAGUUUUCGCACGCGUCAGAUGUCUGGAUGUUUGCUGUCGCGCUGUGGGAGAUGUACACCUUUGGGGAGGAGCCUUGGAUGGGGUUGAACGGCUCAGAGAUCCUGCGCCUCAUAAUGCGCGAGGGUCAACGGCUAAGAGCGCCCAACGCCUGCCCGCCCGAUGUCUAUAUGCUCAUGAUGCAGUGCUGGGACCUCAACCCUAAGGAGAGGCCGACUUUCGCCGGCAUCAUGCGGUAUAUGGACACGAAUAAGUCUGAGACGGCCAUUGCAGCUCUUAGUUACCGAAGACAAGGUCAAAUGACCAUAGAGUCAGGAGACGCGAUAGUUCUCAUAGACAAGAGACAAGAGCUGCACUGGUGGAAAGGGCAGAACCAACGGACAUUGGAAGUCGGACUUUUUCCCAGCACUUUAGUGGCGUCAGGGAAGAGCAAGCACACUCCGACGAGCAAAAAGCCACAAACGGACUCUCCCGUGCGUAAAGCAUCAACAAAUUCAACAGCAUCAAUAACACCCAACGGUUCGUCGGACGACUUGGAGGUGGUCUUACGCAAGCGGCGCACAAUCGAAUCCACGCAGCCUUCUUCGACGCGCGGCGGCAACACUGGGAGCAAACACUUCAACUACAAUAAGCUGGUCAACGAUAGAGCGCUUGGAGGGUUAAGACUGACACGCUCUGCCAGAGAUGCGUACUCUAGGAGUUUGAACCAAGUCAAAGAAGAUCUUUUAAUUGAUUUGGAUCUUCCGCCAUCUACGAAACUGUCAUCACCCACGAAGAAACCUGUGAGCCAGAACGUGUCCUUAUUGGACGAGCCUAUUGAUGUUCCCGAAAUAGGUCACGAAGCCAGUUGGGGUGAGCCAAGCAUCGAAAGUCUUCCGUGCUAUACCUCCAGCCAAAGCGGGCCUCACUGCCCGAAUCUCUACGGUGCUAAGUCCUUAGAUAACCUAGCCCUGCCUAGCAGCAGCCAUCUGUCCCUAGCGCAGCCCGAUCCCUUCGACACCUCACAGUUCUGGCCCGCGCAAGGUACCAGCAGACCAAACUACGAUAGACAUCCCUACACCAACCAAACCGCCAACGAAUCUCAACGAUACUCAACCAAUAGCUUUACGACAUCGUCCACCUCAGAUAGCACCAACAUUUAUAACAACAUGACGUCCAACAACAGAAACAACUCUCUCCCAAACACGUCCGCAUACGGGACCAUUCCCGGUACGUAUGCGAACAGCAACGCUCUCUCUCUAGAAAGAAACGUCAACGAAUCAACCGUCGUCUCGUCCUUAGCGGAUAUGUCGCUGGACGACCGAAUCUCCGAAUCCUUGAAUCUCAGAUCUAAGAACACAAACAGUGAAAACAUUUACUCGAAUAGCGACGUGUACGCCGACGCGCGAUCUACGUCCGUUACUGGCGCCAGUAACGCGGCCAACGAUAGGUACAAAGACAUUCCCAUCUACAACAACUUCGAGAUGAAUCCCGCUCAGGAGACGUUCAUCCUGGAGACGAAGGACUACUACACGAAGCUGUCGACGCCGACCGGCGCGAAGACGAGAAACGACUACGAGAAAAACAUUUACGUGCCGAAGUACGAAGACGAGGUUGAAAAACUGCAGAAUUUCAGCGAUUCGAUGGAGAAUUCGAAGAAUUACUCCGCAUUAAAAUAUCAGAACGUAGAUUACAGUAAUUAUGCAGCGUAUGGAGGCAACUAUGGGGGCAGUGUUGCGUCUACCUCCCGAGGUGAGGUGACCUACGAUGAAGUGAACGACACCGCGAGCAACUUCUACAGCGAGAUCGGGGAAGCGAGCAACCAAGGCAUUUACAGUAGAAAUAUGAAUUCUAGUUUGUACGACGAAGUGUACGAAGAAUCAGUACCGAGACCGCAUCGCCCAGCUCCGCCGUGCCCCUCGAAACCAAAAUAGUAUAAUCUAAAUCAGUUUCAAUAUUAGUGUGAUGAUUUUAGUGCAAAAAUGGUUACCUAAAUUUUGUAAUUUUUGUGCCUUUUAACGCAUAUUUGCCGUUUGCAGUGAGAUUUUAAUUCUAUAGUUAUGAAAGCAUUAUUGCAACAUUAGCAAACAUUACCAUUUUCAAAUUUUUACUUUGAUUUUUUGACGUAUUAUUGGUAGUUUAGUUAGCAAUUUAGACUGCGUUUUACAAGACUUAUUUGCCUCGAAUUUUGGCUUAUUAAUUUUAGUUAAAAGUCAUGGCGAAACCAGUGCUGGUGGUUUAAUUUUGUGAUAUUAUAAACCUACUUAAAAAAGGAGGUUCUCAAUUUGACGCGUAAUAAUAAUUAGGUAAAUAUUGUUUAACAAUAUGCAUAUUGAUGUUCUUUUCGAAUUUUCAGCUAUUUCGUAUAUGACGUAUUUUGUGUAAUGCUUGAUUAGUUUUAUCAUAUUUUGUUUAGUCUAAGUCAAAAUAAGCAAUUUUUACAUUAUUUACUAAAUUAAGGUUUAUUUAAAGUUUAACUGAUUUACACAAACUCGAAUCUUUAGUGCUAAUAUAAAUAAUAGAAUAGUAAAAGAUACUCGGUCAAACAUCACAUGGUGCCUCGUUAUUUUGUACCUGUUAGAUUAAUUAUGUGCUCAGUCAAUAUUCUUCAUCACAUUUAUGGCCGAAACCCACCGGAGCUGUCAUCAUCAUCAUCAUCACUUCAGCCAAUGAUAGUGCACUGCCGAAGAAGCUCCAAAGAGCGAGAUAUUUCUCUUAACCCUGGGCUAUACAUAUCACGAUAACCCAUAGAAACGUGCUAUCGAUGUGUGUAGCCAAGUAUCCCCGUAUACCUACUACAGAUCCGGUGCGUUACGAGUCCUAAUAAGAAUUGUAAUAAAUCCACCAUCAAUGCAAUUUUUUUAUCUUGCCCGACUUGCGUAACAAAAAUGUAUAAAUGUAUAUAGAUUUGAUUAACACUUUCAUAACACUAUGUUUAAAGUUGAUAUUGUUAACAUAUUUUACUACACAUAAUUGAAUAUGCAAGUAUGUAUGUAUAUAUUUUUGUAUUAUUAAUAAAUGGAUGGAUAAACAAUUCUAAAGGUAAGCAAACGGUCAUUCGCUUUUUGUGCUAAAUGUACAUAAGGGCUUAUGAUAAUUAUCUCUACGUAAAGUCAUAUCACUUACAUUUUUCGUAUUUUAUUAUUGUUCACUUAUUUUUGUCGUGCACUAGUGAAAGAGACAGCGCUCUAUGAGCUCGUUCUGUAAUGUUAAAUGUCUCUUUCUAAGUUUCUUUGUAACAUUUUUAAGAUGUUUCGGAUAUUAUGGCUGCUUAUUUACAUACCUUUUUUACUUCUCUUGAGUGUUAGGUUUAGUUAUUUAAAAAACUCAGUGCUUUUACAUUAUGUAAUAAUACUUUUUAAGUUUUGUCGAACAUAUCACUUAGAUUUUUUUAUAGGUAUGGUAAAUUAAACGAAUUGGUGAAACCACCCAGCUGUGCAAACAGGUAAAUAUGGCAAUUGAACAAACCUUUUAUCAUUUACUUAUGUUUUAUGGUUUAUUGUGUUUUAUUCUAAACUUAAUUAUAUUGCUGGCCACCCUGUAAUUUUAAUCGUCAUUGCUGACAAAAGUUACACACGCGAAUUUUUAUGGAAAUGUAUAAAAGGGUGUACAGCACUCGUGUAGCGUUUAUUAGAAAACAAACUGUUAUGAUUAUUGAUGAUUGUUAUGAUUAUUAUGGAAAGUCUACAUAUUCAAAGAUGUCCAAAAUAUUUAGAUCUACCUGAGGUUGAAUUGAAUCUAUUCUCCUAUAUCGUUUCAUAGGACUUUAUGUCCAAUCUUUCUUGUU